AUGGAGGCCAGCAGUGGUACUUUAGAUGGCGAUGACAGCCAACCCAGUCAACCAGGUCAAUCAGGUCAACCCAGUCAACCAAGUCAACCAAAUCAACCAAGUCAACCAAGUCAACCCAGUCAACCAGGUCAACCAAAUCAACCAAGUCAACCAGGUCAACCAGGUCAACCUCAAGUCAUCCCAGAUGCAUUAAAAUUGUACAAAGAAAUCCUUCCGGAGCCUGGUGAGGAGAUGGAGACUUACCAGGCGCGAUUUGAGGCUCACACUAAGAAAUAUCGCAAGGAUGAUCAACCGAUCCCCACCGGGGACUUGCGAAAAAAGCGACAAUAUGAGGGCAUCCAGGAUGGUCAAGACGGAAUUGUUGAUCAGUACUUGAAAGAUGUCCAGGGCGUGUCAAGAGUCGUAUUCCUCUUAGACUUAAACAGCAGCCGUGUAACCUCCAUGCUAAAUCAUAUCAUGCGCGGAUAUGAAAUGGACGCAAGCUUGCAAGGAUAUGCACUAGCCAUUGCCAGAAAGCGCACUCUAAGCAAUUUCAACACUUGGAAAAGUAGAUCGAUGAAGAAUUUGAAGAAACAUCUUCAAGAAGUAAUGGCCGAUCCAGUGAAUACGGAUUUCACUGAAAACAGAGAUAUACAGCAAAACCAGAAAUCUCUCUAUCGACGUUUCAACCCAGAUGAUUUUGUGAAGUUGUUUUCAUGGCUGGAUGGUAAUGCGAACAUCCGAGCUUCACCGCAGAAUGUCCAGGACUGGUGUGCUUCCAUUUACGCCGAGAUUGGGGCUUUUGUUAAACAGAACAUCCACUACGAAGCUGAAGCCGCCUCUGCGCGUCCGGCGGAACACGACUAUGACUGGGAAUCAUGCUUACAUCGGUUCAGUGUCAUUGCAUGUUCUCGAAAAUGGAAAGAUUCGAAGCCGAGCAAAAAGGACGUGAGUAGACUUUGCUCAUCUAAACCGGUGGUUAAACCCCAGACAACGAAACGCAAAUUCCGAGAACCCGAUGAUGAUGCAGCGACAUUUAAACGACCAGCAAUUAACAACGCUUGA
This is a messenger RNA of Annulohypoxylon maeteangense, 1044 nucleotides long. RefSeq lists its product as uncharacterized. NCBI's taxonomy places the organism in Eukaryota, Fungi, Ascomycota, Sordariomycetes, Xylariales, Hypoxylaceae. The transcript has 4 exons. The record is from RefSeq and is a predicted model, not a curated record. The coding region runs from base 1 to 1044 and encodes 347 amino acids.